AUGGUGAACCAAAGGGUCGUUCAUCUGUGCGCGAAGAGAAGUUUCAGCUUGACGGCCAGUAUGCAGAAGUACUUCGUGGACGUGUACGCGAAGCCAGACUUGGUGCUAACUCGUGGCCGCGGUAGCCGGCUCUUCGAUGAUGUCAACAAACGCGAGUAUAUUGACUUUGUCGCGGGAAUUGCGGUAACAUCGCUGGGUCAUAGCGAUCCAGCAAUAGCCGAGGUUAUUGCGGCGCAAUCGGCAACACUGGUCCACACAAGCAACCUGUUCCAUAACAGCGAAGCUUUGAAGUUUGCCGAAAAGCUCGUUGAAAGUACGAAGCGCUUUGGUGGGCAGCAAGAUGCAGAAAAGGUGUACUUUUGUAACUCCGGCACCGAAGCGAACGAAGCAGCACUGAAGUUUUCAAGGCGUCGCGCAUUGCGCACUGACCCACAGAAGCAGGGUUUUAUUGCGUUUGAGAACUCUUUUCAUGGGCGUACCAUGGGUUCACUUUCGGUGACAAGCAAGGCCAAGUACAGGUUACCUUUUGGGGACAUGGUUCCCCAUGUUACCUUCCUGAACAUCCACGACCCUGUCGAGAAGCUGGUGUCUUUCAUCGUAGAAAAUGCACCAAAGACUGCAGCGAUGAUACUGGAACCUAUCCAAGGUGAGGGAGGCGUCCAUCGCGUGCCGGAGGAUAAACUAGUCGCACUCGGCCGGUUAUGCAAGAAGCACGACAUCGUUCUGAUAUAUGAUGAGAUCCAAUGUGGUCUAGGGCGUACAGGUAAACUUUGGGCGCACUCGAAUCUCCCUGCAGAUGCCCAUCCGGACAUAUUUACUACCGCAAAAGCUCUUGGGAAUGGAUUCCCAAUGGGGGCGACUGUUGUUAACAGCAAAGUUAACGAGGUACUUUCCGUUGGUGAUCACGGGACCACAUACGGUGGGAAUCCACUUGCGUGCGCGGUUGGCAACCAUGUUCUUGAUAGGAUUGCGCAGCAGCCAUUCCUGGAUGAUGUGAAGGCCAAGGCAAACGUCUUCACGGCUGGGCUACUAGCGUUGCAAAAAAAGUAUCCCUUCAUCAGGGAAAUUCGGGGCGAUGGUCUACUGAUUGGGGUUGAAUUUACAGUGGAUGUAUCUGAUAUUAUCUCCAAAUCCCGCGAACGGGGCCUUUUGAUCACUGCGGCGGGUCCAAAUACCCUCCGGAUUAUCCCUGCCCUCACAAUAGAGGAAGAUACAAUUAGGCAGGGACUCGAGAUACUUGAAUCUGUGGUCGGCGAAAUAUCAUCUAGCUAA
This is a messenger RNA of Eremothecium gossypii ATCC 10895, 1272 nucleotides long. RefSeq names its product acetylornithine transaminase (gene ARG8). Lineage: Eukaryota; Fungi; Ascomycota; Saccharomycetes; Saccharomycetales; Saccharomycetaceae. Gene Ontology annotation, cellular component: mitochondrial matrix. Bases 1 to 1272 code for a protein of 423 amino acids. The record is from RefSeq and is marked provisional. The transcript has a single exon. Gene Ontology annotation, biological process: arginine metabolic process. Gene Ontology annotation, molecular function: pyridoxal phosphate binding; transaminase activity; identical protein binding.